AUGAACUUCAUUACUACUCAACAUGACUAUGUGCUGGACCUGCUCGAAGAUAUUGUCAAGUCGCAACACCAAGUUUCCACGGAUAUAAUCACAUGCUCGACUCGGGAAGACUUUCUGGACGAGGUUCUGGCCCUUGCACUUGCCCUUGAACACCGACACGAUGAUGAGCGGGAACUGGCACCCACCACUCAAUCGCAAGACGGAGGCAACCGUGAAAUGUUGCCCGCGGAACGCAUUCAUAUGCUUCUGACACCAACCCUGCAGUUAUUGAACGCGAGCCGGUUCUGCAACCUCGUCUUCUGCCCAACCACGACCGUUCUCCGGGGGUAUCUCGCCAGCUACUGCCCGGAAGUGGCCUCAGCUUCACCAGCCGAGUCUUCUAGCAAUGCUGUCCAUGGCCGGAUGAUCAUCCUCAAUCUCUUAGCGCUACACCACGGCACGUCUGAGUUUACUCUGCAAGGGCUCUCGCAGACCCUGGCGACUGCGGUAUCUGCGGCGCAUGGGGCGAAACGACGGCUGGAACUCGUCGAGUGCAAGGACGCUCGCGACCCGUCGAACCCGAGCCGUGGGCCGAUGCUGUGGCAGGCGGACGUCCAGUUACUCAGCGCAGCCAUCAAGAUAGGAGAAGGGGGGAGUAGUUGGGGUCGGCGCUCCAUUUCCGUCAUGACUCUUGCAUCAAGAUGGUUCCGAAUUCGACACGCCGUUUCAGCAAACGAGCAGGUUCGGCCAGAGUUGCGUCGGCACAAACGUGUAAAAUCCGAAGAUGAAAUGCUUGUCUGA
Messenger RNA from Capronia coronata CBS 617.96, 780 nucleotides. RefSeq lists its product as uncharacterized. The transcript has a single exon. The record is from RefSeq and is a predicted model, not a curated record. NCBI's taxonomy places the organism in Eukaryota, Fungi, Ascomycota, Eurotiomycetes, Chaetothyriales, Herpotrichiellaceae. The coding region runs from base 1 to 780 and encodes 259 amino acids.